Molecule: messenger RNA, 916 nt
Organism: Penicillium brasilianum
Lineage: Eukaryota; Fungi; Ascomycota; Eurotiomycetes; Eurotiales; Aspergillaceae
Source: the annotation of a GenBank genome assembly
GCCAAGCAUCUCAUCGUCCAAGCACGGUCUCUCUAUCUCUUCCAAUCUAAAACAUAAAUAGCUACCUCUAUACUUCCCAGUACUAGUAUACUUCUUCGUCUCACAAACUCUUUUCCCACACAGCUUGCAUCCCUCAACAUGAGCGACAACCCCUCAUCCAAAGCUCCCCUCCGCAUCGGAGUCGUCCUCUUCCCCGGCUUCCAAGCCCUCGACGCCUUCGGCCCCCUAGAUUGCAUCAACGUCCUCUCCAGAACCGAAUCCAUCACCCUCGCCCUCCUCUCCAUAACCCUAGACCCCGUCUCCACCCAAGCCCCCGAUAUCCCAACGACAACCGGCCAAUCCAUCCUCCCAACCCACACCUUCGCAACCGCCCCACCCCUAGACGUCCUCCUGGUCCCAGGCGGCCGAGGCUCCCGCGGCUCCAGCCCACCGGUCACCGAAGCGAUCGCGUUCAUCCAAAAGACCUAUCCAAGCCUGAAAUAUCUGAUUACCGUUUGUACGGGGUCGGGGCUCGUCGCGCGAGCGGGGCUGUUGGAUGGGAAACGCGCGACGAGUAAUAAAAUGGUGUGGAGGGAGAUGAGUGCGCUCCGGCCGGAGGUUGAGUGGGUUGCGAGGGCACGGUGGGUGGUUGAUGGGAAUAUUUGGACUUCUUCCGGUGUGAGUGCUGGGAUUGAUGUGACGUUGGCGUGGAUUGGGGAGGUUUUUGGGAAGGCGAAGGCGAAGGGGAUUGCGGAUUGGAUUGAGUAUAGUCGGCAUGAGGAUCCGGAUGUGGAUCCUUUUGCUGAGCUUUAUGGGCUUUGAACAUGUGGUUCUACGUUGUAGCUAUCAUGGGAGAGAAGGAAGCUGCCCUCAUCUGUUGACACGUCAAGGACCAUGCUAGAUAGACAUUGGUAGUUGUACUGAGAGUUCCACGGUA